Messenger RNA from Tremella mesenterica DSM 1558, 882 nucleotides. RefSeq lists its product as uncharacterized. The record is from RefSeq and is a predicted model, not a curated record. NCBI's taxonomy places the organism in Eukaryota, Fungi, Basidiomycota, Tremellomycetes, Tremellales, Tremellaceae. Bases 1 to 882 code for a protein of 293 amino acids. The transcript has 3 exons.
AUGUCUUACUUUACGAGGGCUUUCUGGAUUGACCGCUUCUUGUCGAAGCGGUACACCACGAUUGGCCACGGGGUAGACCCCACGAUAAAUGACGGGCUCUCAUACCCCAUGGGAAGCAUGCCGUCGAUGGGUGACCACGGGGUCCCAUCUCCAGAACAACCUCCCGACCCGUUUGGCAAGAGCCUCUUGGAUUUUCCUAAUACCUCACCGGCAGAUAGACCACACCAUUAUUGGACUGGCCUUGACUCUGCAACCAACAUCUGGGCACGGCGUGUUAGGGACAAUGUUACAAUUGAGCGAACCGUCUGCGCCUUUGCAAUCAUAACACUCUCAGCUUUGCUCAUCCGGGAGGUAGUGCAGCACAAAGAUUUUCAGAGUCAGGUUGGACAGUUGUGUAGUACUGGCUCAAAGAAAGCCAAUGACACAGCACAGACAGGUGUAAUUGCCUGUUGCUCACCUAAUCCGUCAUUGUUGAAUCCAUCAAACACACCGGAAGCUUGGGAGAAGGGUGCCUCCAUCUUCUGGACAGGCGGUAAGAGAGGGGUGAGGAGUGUCAGGAGGUAUAAUGUGCAUGAUAUUGAGGCUAGGAGAAGUACUAGCCACCAUACUGGCAGUAGUGGAGGAAAGAAGACAUCUAAAGCAUCCAGCACAAAGCCAAAGCCCCAAACUCACCUGGGCGGCUGUGAUUUGCACCAUGUCAGCUCUGCCCCAACAGGAGUGCAGAUUAAUGAGCAACUCUUAGAACAAUUAAGACGUUCACUGUCCACUCAAGACAUGACAGCCCGGGAUGUACCUUCAUCUGCGGACUUUGGGUCAACAGCCUACUACAGAGAUGCAUGGAACAAAGAUCCAAGGGGGGAUGAUGAGAUCUCACAGACCUAG